Messenger RNA from Corapipo altera (White-ruffed manakin), 1441 nucleotides. RefSeq names its product dendrin (gene DDN). The transcript has 3 exons. Lineage: Eukaryota; Metazoa; Chordata; Aves; Passeriformes; Pipridae. Bases 321 to 1289 code for a protein of 322 amino acids. The record is from RefSeq and is a predicted model, not a curated record.
UCGGAGCCCGCGUGGGCUGCAGCGCUCGGUGCCAAACCCGCCAUCGCCUGCUUGUCGCAGGGGGGGAAGGGAUCCCGGGGGGGGGGCACACGCACACGUACACGGCGACAAGACACCCCCGGGACGGCCGGUGGGGUCCCCGCGGCGUGCCGGGCUCCCGGCCCCCCGGGGGGCUCCGAGCCCCGCGGCGGCACCGGGCGGGACACGGGGGUCCCCGGGGGAACGCGUGCGGCCGUGGGUGUGUGCGGGCGGGCACGGGGCUCUGCCGAGGCUCCACUGAGCCCCCCCCCUGCACGGGGACCCCCCUCCCGGCCGGGGCCAUGCUGGGGGGUCCGGAGCGGGGCGCGGGGCGCCUGCGGAUCUGCGAGCGGACCAAGCUGGUGCUGGUGGAGAUCGACACGGUGGCGUGUUGCAGCUCGGGCGCAGGCAUGGCUGCGGGGUGCCGGCCAGAGCCCCCCUGGACCUACCGCCGCAUCGCCGGGGAGUACGCGUACCUGGAGAAGCGCUUCGUGGCCGAGCUGGCCCCCCCCCUGGCCCCCCGUGCCCCCCAGUUCCUCCCGACGCCUGCAGGACUUCGCCCCCCGGCCCCGGGUGCCCCCCACCCCCUGCCCCCCACGACAGCCCGAGGGGACGGGGGGCAGCGGACCCUGGGGGGGGAACCCACCGCCCACGCCCCGGCCUCCGGUGCCGGUGGGCAAGUUGUGCCCCCCCACCUACGAGGUGCACAUGCAGCGGGGGCCGGCACCCCCCGGCACUGCCAGACGCUGCCGCGGGCGGCGGCCGGCCGGGAGCGGGUGCCGGGGCGCGGGAGGGGGCGGCGGGGGUCGGGGGGACACGUCCUCAUCGACGCCACCCGCGUGGUGGUCCGGGCGCAGUACGUGCCCCCCCCGCAGCGCCAGCAGGUCCGCUACACUGGGGGGUCCCCGGCGCCCACCAGCCCUCCCCGCAGCCCUCCUGCGCCCCCCGGGGCUCUCACCCCCCCCGCAGCGCCCUCGCCCCCCCGGGAGCCCACCGGGAGCCCUCACAGUCCGUGGCGGAGCCCAGGGGGCUGUGGGGGUCCCCGGGGGCGGCCCCCCCCGCGGCGGCCGGUGCUGUACGCCCAGGCCCUGCGCGAGGCCGUGUCCCGCAUCCGCCGGCACACGGCGCCCGACUCCGACUCGGAGGCCGAGGGGAGCGUGGGGGGGUCCCGGCGGCGGCUCUGCCGAGACCCCCAUGCCUACAGCAGCAGCAGCAGCAGCCUGGAGAGCACCGGGGCCCCCCCGGGCCCCACCAGCCCCACCCGAGCCUGAGGGGCUGGGCUUGGUGGGGUGUGGCACCUCGGGGGCGGGGCUUGGCUGGGUGUGUCCAUGGGAGGUGUGGCUUGGCAGGGUGUGGUCCUGGGGGCGGGGCUCAGGGCUGGAUCUCCCGCAAGCUGACCCCAAUAAAGGCUGUGGGAUCCCCA